Cercopithifilaria johnstoni is the source of this 1398-nucleotide messenger RNA. Lineage: Eukaryota; Metazoa; Nematoda; Chromadorea; Rhabditida; Onchocercidae. The record is from the annotation of a GenBank genome assembly.
AUGCGCCCCUCUAUAUGUGUAUUAAGAGGAGUAUUGCGGCGUGGCGGUCUUUCCCAGUUCUUGAACCAUUUUGUCGUUUGCUUACAACAAAGACCCCUUCCUCGUUUUUAUAACUCUGCUGCAACUUCAUUGCCAGUCUAUUUGAAUAUACCGGAAACACAGAUAACUUCAUUAAGUAAUGGUUUCCGGAUUGCUACUGAAGACUCACAACUUCUCACUACUACGGUAGGUGUGUGGAUCGAUGCUGGUAGUCGAUUUGAAAAUGACAAGAAUAAUGGUGUUGCUCAUUUCCUGGAACACAUGGCUUUUAAGGGUACAAUAAAACGUUCACAGUCAGCUUUGGAACUAGAAGUGGAAAAUAUGGGUGCACAUUUAAAUGCAUAUACUUCACGAGAGCAAACAGUGUACUAUGCAAAAUGCUUUUCGCAGGAUGUAGAUCGCGCUGUGGAAAUUCUUGCCGAUAUAUUACGUAAUAGUCAGCUGAGAAGCGUCGAAAUCGAACGUGAACGUGGUGUGAUAUUGCGUGAAAUGCAAGAAGUUGAGCAGAAUUUGCAGGAAGUUGUGUUCGAUCAUCUCCACGCUGGUGCCUUCGAGGGUACCUCACUUGCAAGAACAAUACUUGGGCCCGUUGAAAAUAUCAAGUCACUGCAACGAGAAGAUUUGGUGAAGUACAUAAAUGAACAUUACCGAGGACCUCAUAUGGUACUAGCAGCUGCAGGCGGUGUUGAUCACCAAAAAUUGGUAAACUUAGGCAAACAGUACUUCGGCGAUUUAGGUGGCGUUGAUGAAAAUUUCGUAGCUGAAUCUGGAAAGUUUGUCGCAAGCUAUCAGGACAUCCGGGAUGAAAGGAUGUCGAUGAUGUUUGGCGCACUAGCCGUUGAGGGAGCUUCAUGGACCCAUCCUCAUAAUAUUCCUUUGAUGGUUGCGAACACGUUGAUUGGACAAUGGGAUCGAACAAAUGCAGUUGGAAUCAACGCGCCGUCACGUUUGGCUCAAAGUUUGGGUUUAAAUGCUCGGGUUCAAUCAUUUCAAGCUUUUAAUACGUGCUAUAAAGAUACCGGUCUAGUCGGCGUUUAUUUCGUAUGUGAACAAAGUGGAGCUCGUGCUGUUGUUGACAGUAUCACGCAGCAAUGGAUCGACUUAUGUGACAAUAUAACUGAGGAAGAGGUGGAAAGAGGAAAACGAUCAUUACUGACAAAUAUGUCUCUUAUGCUCGAUGGAUCCACACCAAUUUGUGAAGAUAUUGGGAGGCAGUUGUUAUGUUAUGGAAGACGAAUACCUAUGCACGAAUUGGAAGUACGAAUCAAUGCAGUCACAGCAAAAACAGUGAAGGAAGUAUCAUCACGCAUUUUCCGGAAUAAACCAAUUGCUUUUACCGUCAUUGACAACUAUGAGUAA